GGGCAGGGGCGAGGAGCGGACGGAGGAACCCGAGCUGAGCGCGCGACGGCCAUAUUGAUUCCGCGCGAAGCCCGCCCGUUUUGUGUUUCCUGGGGGCCGGGGAGGAGCGGCCGGCCGGGGCGGCGUGGGCGCUGAAAGCGGGCGGCUUCGUGCCCUUCCUCACCGCCGACUGCAACGCCUGUCCCUGCGUGCUCCCUCGCUGUUUUUCUGCCUGUUUUCCUCCCUGCCUUGUACCGCGGCGACUUCCCCGACACCCCCUGUUCUUUCUGUCCGGCACCUGCAAAAGCCUCGUCGUUUGCUUUCGCUCCUCCCUCUUCUGUUUUAUUUUUUUUUCCCGCCCGCGGCUCGCUUUCUCGGCGGGUGGAGUUCUGCCUUCAUUCAUUCAUUCAUUCGCCUCGGCUUGGCUUUCUUUCCGGCUUUUAAACUUCCUUUUCCUCCCCUGCUUAUUUUCUGGAGCUGCUGCGACUGAGGCGAGGGAUUAUUAUUUUUAAAAAAAAAAUUCCGAGGGGGUUGCUUAGUCUUUGCUCUUCUUGCCCUUCCCCGGCCCCUCGCACGGCGCCCCUCUUUUCCCGCGGCCCCUCCGCUCCUUUCCCCGGGCUUUCCCGCGCCUCCUUCGCGCCAUGGCGGCGGCGGUGGCGGCCUCGACGCCGGUCGGGCAGCGGACCCGGAGCAGCGCGGCGAGCACUCCACUCAGCCCGACGCGCAUCACCCGCCUGCAAGAGAAGGAAGAGCUGCGGGAGCUGAACGACCGCCUGGCCGUCUACAUCGACAAGGUGCGGAGCCUGGAGAUCGAGAACAGCGCCCUCCACCUCCAGGUCACCGAGCGAGAGGAGGUGCGCGGCCGGGAGCUCACGGGCCUCAAGGCGCUCUACGAGACCGAGCUGGCCGAUGCCCGGCGGGCUUUGGACGACACGGCCCGCGAGAGGGCCAAGCUGCAGAUCGAGCUGGGCAAAAUCCGCGCCGAGCACGACCAGCUCCUGGGAAACUAUGCAAAAAAAGAAUCUGAUUUGAAUGGCACAGUGGCUAAACUUCGAGAGUUUGAAGCAGCUCUGAAUGCUAAAGAGGCAGCACUUGCCACAGCACUUGGUGAUAAGAAGAGUCUCGAGGGAGAGCUGGAAGAUUUGAAAGAUCAGAUUGGUCAGCUUGAAGCUGCUUUAGCAGCUGCCAAGAAGCAACUGGUGGACGAAACUUUACUAAAGGUGGAUCUUGAAAACCGCUGUCAAAGUUUGAUUGAAGACUUGGAGUUCCGAAAAAAUAUAUAUGAAGAGGAAAUCAAUGAGACAAGGAGGAAACAUGAGACGCGACUUGUUGAAGUGGACUCUGGGAGGCAAAUAGAGUAUGAACAUAAACUUGCCCAAGCACUUCACGAAAUGAGAGAGCUGCAUGAUGUACAAGUGAAGCUGUACAAGGAGGAGCUUGAAGAAACUUACCAUGCCAAACUUGAGAAUGCAAGACUCUCCUCUGAAAUGUCUAGCUCUGCAGCCAACACAGUAAGAGAAGAACUCAUGGAAAGUCGCAUGCGCAUUGACAGCCUAUCUUCCCAACUGGCUGCUUUGCAGAAAGAGUCUAGAGGAUGGCUUGAGAGGAUGCAAGAACUGGAGGAUAUCCUGGCUAAAGAAAGGGAUAACUUUCGCAGGACACUCUCUGACAAAGAGAAAGAGAUGGCUGAGAUAAGAGAUCAGAUGCAGCAACAAUUAAAUGAUUAUGAACAACUGCUAGAUGUAAAAUUGGCUCUAGAUAUGGAAAUCAAUGCAUACAGGAAGCUGUUAGAGGGUGAAGAAGAAAGGCUGAAACUUACCCCCAGCCCAUCAUCUCGUGUAACAGUCUCUCGGGCAUCAUCGAGCCGAAGUGUGCGUACAACCAGGGGGAAAAGGAAGAGGGUUGAUGUUGAAGAGUCGGAGGCCAGUAGUAGUGUUAGUAUCUCCCAUUCAGCUUCAGCUACUGGAAAUAUCUGCAUUGAGGAAAUUGAUGUAGAUGGGAAGUUUAUCCGCUUGAAGAACACUUCUGAUCUGGACCAACCAAUGGGAGGAUGGGAGAUGAUCAGAAAAAUAGGAGAUACUUCUACCACUUACAAAUAUACCUCAAGAUAUGUUCUAAAGGCAGGCCAGACUGUUACAAUAUGGGCUGCUAAUGCUGGAGUAGUGGCUAGUCCUCCUUCUGACCUCAUCUGGAAGAACCAGAACUCCUGGGGUACUGGCAAAGAUGUGAAAGUUGUACUGAAAAACUCUCAGGGAGAGGAAGUUGCUCAGAGAAGCACAGUCUUCAAAACGACUUUACUUGAAGCUGAAGAUGGGGAAGAAGCAGAGGAAGAAGCAGUUGAAGCUGUAGAAGAGGAAGAUCUAUUUCACCAGCAGGGAGACCCACGAGCAGCCAACAGGAGCUGUGCAAUUAUGUAAACUCCAGCCACAUAUAUUCCUCAGUUAAGUUAAUCCCUUCCUGAAGAGAAGAACCUUCUUGGAAGCACAACAUAUUUUUGUAUUUCCUUUUGUGAAUUUUAAAGCUGUGUCUGGCCUUAAUUUCCUUUGUCACAGAGAUGGAGGUUUUUGUAAGUGAAAUCAUAUUAUAUAGCUUUUUGAAAUGUGAAAUUUGGCACUGAAUAUUGUCCUUUUUCUUUUUUUUGGAACAGCCCUCAUUUUUAUGCUGGUCCCUUUUUAAUACCUUCAGUCAGAAAUAAUAACUACCGUGUGGGGGUUUGGUUAUUAGACUAGCCAUCUGCUCUUUGCCCUUUUACAUCCUUAGGUGCUUUUUGGAAGGGGAAGGAAAGAUAUAUUCAGCAAAAAAUUUUGUACUGAAAACUUUUGUAUUUUAUCAAUCAAGUUACAUAGGUUUUACUUGGAGCAUUUGUAAAGAACAUUGUCUAUCAGUUGCAUCAUGAGUAGGACAAUGAAGAAUUUGACAAAAUUCCUUUGCUAGUUUUACUUCACUUAGAUACCUAAUCAGGAGGCAGGCUUAUGUUAAUGUAUUAGGCGUGUUUUUAAAUUCUAGUGUAACUUGCCUAUUUUUUUCAUGUCAAGUUAAGAAAUAAAAGCUAUCUUAAGAAGAAGCCUUGUAAUUUUGAAAAAUAAAACUCUGUAUCUGUUCAUUGUA
Pogona vitticeps (central bearded dragon) is the source of this 3087-nucleotide messenger RNA. RefSeq names its product lamin B1 (gene LMNB1). Gene Ontology annotation, molecular function: structural constituent of cytoskeleton. NCBI's taxonomy places the organism in Eukaryota, Metazoa, Chordata, Lepidosauria, Squamata, Agamidae. Gene Ontology annotation, biological process: nuclear envelope organization; nuclear migration; protein localization to nuclear envelope. Gene Ontology annotation, cellular component: nuclear envelope; nuclear lamina. The record is from RefSeq and is a predicted model, not a curated record.